Entrophospora sp. SA101 is the source of this 537-nucleotide messenger RNA. The record is from the annotation of a GenBank genome assembly. NCBI's taxonomy places the organism in Eukaryota, Fungi, Glomeromycota, Glomeromycetes, Entrophosporales, Entrophosporaceae.
AUGCCGACUAAUCGAUUAUUGCUUACUCAAUUAAAAAAUUUUCCUAAUUUAUUUGGUGCCCUUGGUUUACACCCUAAUAAAAUUGGCUUAGAUUAUUAUCGCACUUUUACUGAUAUUGCUAAACAAAAAACCUGGUUUGAAAAGCAAUUGGAAUUGGCUAAAAAAUAUAACUUGCCAGUUUUAUUACAUAUUCGUUCGCAUUCUACUUUCGAAGCCUUUGCGGACGCUUACGAAAUAGUGAAAAAAGCAGGAAUAAAAAAAGGCGUUCUUCAUUGCUUUACCGGAAAUUGGGAAAUAGCCGAAAAAGAGGUGUUAGAAAAAGCACCUUUGGAAAAAAUUGUUAUUGAAACUGAUGCACCUUAUUUAAUCCCCGAACCAUUACGAGGACGACAAACUAAUAAUUAUCCUCAGAAUAUAAUUUAUACCUUAAAAAAAAUUGCCGAAAUAAAAAAAAUGGCAGAAGGAGAAGUAGCAAAAAUAAUUUAUCUUAAUACUUUACGAUUUUUUGGGCUCUUGAUAGCAUCGCCUAAUGAAUAA